UUUUUUGAAAGGACUUGUAAAUUUCAGUGAGCUGUCACAAUGGAGGCUCAAAAGAAAACGACGACAGAGAAAAUUAAAAAAGAAAAAUCCGGAGAGGCGGAAACAGCGAAAAAGUUGCCAGAUAAUAAAUUAAAAAAAAAUACUCACAGUGUUGCGACGCCAAGAGCUUACCAACGGAAAUCUACCGCAGCCGAUAUUUAUACGCAAAAAAGUCAAACAUCGCUAAGCAGCGUUAAAGCGCCUAGAAAAUCUCUGAACACAACGAGAACUACAAAGGAAUCUCCAAUGAAAGACUUAUUGAAAUCGACUUCGAACGUGAGCGUUGUCAGUAAGUCUUCCAUCGAUAAAACGGCAGAGUCCAGCGCUCAAGCUAAACGAACUACAAGAAUAGCAAAAGAAUUACCUUUUUUAAAAGCAAAUUCACCUGUCACCCAAAAACGAAAAAUUUUAGACGACAAACGAACCACAUUUGGUGGCCGUCCGAAAUUGGAACGUGAAGAAUCUAGUGUUGCAAGCAAAAAGGAAAGUGGCCGUUUUUUCAAGAGUGAUAGUAACAGUUUGAAAGACGAAGGCAGUGUUGCGAGAUCAACAAAAAGCGUUACAGUCCCGGAAAACGUCAACGAAAGGCAAAGGAGUAAAACGCGAACUUUAGACGAGAAUGAAGUGAAAAUACUGACGGCCGACGUUGUUGAUAACAACGCUGAGAUGAGGAAUCUAUCGAAGAAGCUGACCGCAAAGCCUAAAGCGUUUUUUGUAGGUUUGGAUGACGGCGAAUCAAAGGAGAAAACAAGUGAAGAUGAGGUAAGUUAUGAGGAUGACUUUGAAAGCUACGAAUCGGAUUUCGAGUCGUAUCACAGUGACGCGUCACCGCCCGGUGAUGGCGGUCCGUCUGAUAGUGACGAUAACUCCGAACCUCAUCACGAGGUUGGACAUAACCGACUCGCGACCUCAAAGGAGGUCAGAGACGAAGAGAACAUGUUGGAUUCGGGUAGCUAUGAUCUUCGAGAUCGGUCAGCCAAAGCGAAGGCUUCAACCAUGGAGUUCAUCGUUGAGGAUUCAGAAGAUCAGAGCGACAAAAAGCCGUCCCUCACCGACGAGGGUUUCCAGGAGAUGAGCUCUUCCAGCGCCGUGUCAAGUUUGCGAACCGUCCACGAAUGCAUUGAUAGGCAAAACUUUAUAGAUUUCGGUACUAGAUCGAGGGAAUGGAAACGGAAGCGACGCGUUCUAGAGAUGUUAAAACGGCGCGCUGCCGAUAUACUAGGCAUGGUCAGUCUGCACGAAGUAUCGUAUGUUUUGUUCGAAGCGAAACCUAUUGCCUACGAAAAGUACAUGUCUAGCUUCGGUCGAAGCGGCCGCGCUCAGAACAGCUCUCAGACUUUCGAUGACGGCGCGAAUCAAGAGACACAAACCGAUGAGAUAUUAUUAAGUCAUAAAUGGACGCAGAAUCCCGUGGAUUUUACGUAUAACGAUAUAUACGUGUACCCGAGUGUUUGUUCUAGAAAAUACAGCGAAUGUACAGUAGAUUAUAUGGCGAGGUUUAGUUUUUUGACGAAAUCUAACGAUUUUAAUGCGAGCAACGUUGAGAUCGAAAUGGAUGAUGUUUAUAAACGCAAUCCCUUGAGGAUUUAUUUGGAACAGAGGAAUGGCGUCGGUACCGGCGAAAUGUUGCCAUACGAAAAAUACGAAAGCAGACUAAAAGGAAUCGUUUACGAACGUAAUCGUUUGAGGAGAUUUUUGAAGAGAACCGAAAGUAAAAUUUUUAGCGCUCUUAAUAAGAACUCCGGUAAAAGAGAAUUGAUUGAUUUAAAUAGAAAUACAAAAUUGCCAUUUAGCCAAGGAUACGUUAUGGUUAAUUUUAAUGUUGACGAUGAUAGAUUAAACUUCAUUGUACAAUCAAAAGUAACGAAAAUCAUAUAUUCGAAAGAGAAAAGCAAUUUGAUCAUGACGGUACACAGUCGAAAAGAUUUAAACAACAAACGUGUUCUAUGUAUUUGGGACGUCGGUGUUGCAAGAUUCGAACCCAUUAAAAUACUAAUUUCGAUCGAUGGUAUUAUUCUGGGACAGUUUCAAGGCAACACCGAUGGUAUUUUCGUGGCAGCGUUGGAAGACGGUUCAAUACAUCUCUGGGAAUUAUCCGAAGAGCCGACGUGGCGAAACGAUGUUGCCAGCGAUCGAAAAUCUACUAAUUUAAAAGAAAUAACUAGCGACGAAAUCACUUUCACUGAGAAAGAUCGAGGGUUAAAUUUGAAUAGUGAUAGUAUUCAUAGCACUCAGGAAGCGAUUCCUUGUGCCUUGCAAGCCUGCGCAUUCACGACCAGCGCUUUCAACCUAUCGUGCGUGGAGAACGCUGACAGAAUCAUUGGCUUGGAGCUAACCGCGCAUGAGACCCGAGAGGCUAACGGAAGAAGAGUCCUGGGACAGGCGAUCGUGCUUCAGCGCACAGGCAAACUUUGCGUGUGGCUGAUAGUCCGAGAUAAAAAUAAAAGCAGCUUUACGGAUAUCGGCAGAGCUUACAGUUCGCGAACGAGCUUGGAAAUGUUUCAAACGGUUGUACUGUCGGAUUACAUUGAUUCGACAAUCGAAGAAGGUGUUGCCUUUGAUUUGUGUGCGGCCAAGCGUAGAUUGACGUUGAGGCGGCGAGAGAGAAUCGAAUUUUCAAUUCAAUCAAACACGGCCAAGAAGUUCGAAUGUGGCGUUACGCGCGCUAAAAGUAACACAGUGUUGCCAGCCGAUAAAAGGACUCCUACUAUAUGGGAGAGUAUGAUUUGUUACGAUUUGAAGAUUGUUAAUGUUGGCAACAUCGAUCAUUAUUUGGUAGCCAAAAAUGUUGGUGAGGUAUUAAACUGUAAGAAGAGCGUUGGCGGUGUUAAAGUUAGAAGAUUUCGUGUGACAAACGAUAAGUCGUCGGUGACCAAUGUGCAAGUCGCCCCGGCGCUGCCGUACUUCAUGGCGUCCACCGAGUCGGGAACUGUAAGCCUUUGUUCGUUACUGGAAAACAGGGUUCUGCUUACAUUGGACUGCAGAAAUAUUUCUCCGGCUCGAGAACCGACUGAGAGGUGUCGGUCAGAUAGCAAGGGCAGGUACAUCAGCAGCGUCGCAGCCCCAGCGGUGUCCGGCUGUGAUGCUGGAAUGAUGUCAGUGACGUCACUAAUAUGGCCGCCUUCGAACCCCUGUCAAAUUUUCGCGCUUCUAAAGGACGGAAGCGUCGUUGCCUGGGACCUGACCACCAGCGACAUCUAUGGGAAAGUUUCAACGGAAAAAUGUAGGUUUAUAGCUGGCGGUCAAAAUAGUUUGGCCUUAUUAACACAUGAAGGUAGCACUCAACUGCACAAGUUAAAGAGUGAUACUCCAAGUGACGAGAAUAUGAAGAUUUUCAACAAAUACGUCGCUCUGCUGUGAAUUAAAUGAUUUUGAAUAA
Bombyx mandarina (wild silkworm) is the source of this 3418-nucleotide messenger RNA. RefSeq lists its product as uncharacterized. Gene Ontology annotation, cellular component: cytoplasmic dynein complex. Lineage: Eukaryota; Metazoa; Arthropoda; Insecta; Lepidoptera; Bombycidae. Gene Ontology annotation, biological process: intraciliary transport. The record is from RefSeq and is a predicted model, not a curated record. Gene Ontology annotation, molecular function: dynein heavy chain binding; dynein light chain binding.